CAAAACAUCGACAAUGAAUGAUUAUGAAGUAGCCAAUGUUCACGAUCUUCAUGUACUUGAACUUGAAGAGAGAUGGUGUUUGUACAGAAACUGGGUAGAGAAAUGGCGUGCUAGUAAACGAAUCAAUCGCGACAAUAUUUUGGCGGAGAAUACACAAAGGCUGUAUGAUUUGACGAAGCUUCGUGAGGAUGAGGAUGAAGAAAUUGUAAAAAGUCGUGAUGUGAUUGCUCUAACAACGACAGGAGCUGCAAAGUAUAGAUCACUAAUCAAUCGCCUGCCUAUUAAAAUUGUGAUUGUGGAGGAAGCAGCAGAAGUUCUGGAAGCGCACAUUGUCGCUGCUUUGCCUAAAACUACACAGCAUCUGAUUUUGAUAGGAGAUCAUCAACAACUUAAGCCUUCUCCAGCGGUGUACGAAUUGGCGAAAAAGUAUAAGCUGGAGAUAUCACUUUUUGAAAGAAUGAUUAAAAACGUACCACACGUUACACUUUCAACGCAACAUCGCAUGCAACCGUUGAUUGCUGAUUUGUUACGGCCACAAAUUUACUCCGAUUUGCAGGAUCACUCCAGUGUUUCAAAAAGGAACGGGUGGGAAAAUAUGAGAGGUCUCACUAAAUCAGUAUUCUUCGUGUCGCACAACAUUCCGGAAGAAAACAUGUUAGAAGGAAAAAGUAAGAAAAACAAGUUUGAAGCCAACUUUUUAGCGAGACUUUGUAAAUAUUUGAUACAACAGCAAUAUAAACCAUCACAAAUAACAAUCUUGGCUAUGUACGCUGGUCAGAUAUCGGCAUUCCGUUCGGUUUUAGAUGAUUCAUGCAAAGAUGUUAAAGUGACGCCAGUCGAUGGAUACCAAGGAGAAGAAAAUGACAUCAUCCUCUUGUCUCUAGUUAGAAGUAAUUCCGAGGGGAACAUUGGAUUUCUUCGUAUUGAGAACAGAAUAUGUGUAGCACUUUCUCGUGCUAGAAUGCUUUUUAUUGCAUCGGGAAUAUAGAGUUGCUGAAGGAAAAGAGUAAGCUGUGGAAGCAUAUUGCAUUGAAAUUGGAACAAUCAGGAUGUAUUGGAGAAUGUCUGGUGCUUAAAUGCCAAAAACAUCCAGAACAUUGUACUCCUGUUAAAAAUGCUGAAGACUUCGACAACGUGCCGGAAGGUGGCUGUACGGAUCGCUGUAAAGCCCGUUUGCGCUGUGGCCAUUCAUGUAAAACGUAUUACUGCCACCCGGGCAAUCACGACAAUGUCAAGUGUUACGAAAGUUGCACAAGAUCGUGCGAAAGAAAACACCCGUGUAGAAAAUUAUGUCAUGAAGAUUGUGGGCCAUGUAAGGUAUUGAUACCAAAAAAAGUUCCAAUUUGUGGUCACGUACAACAUGUUGAGUGCAACCUACCACCAGAAGCAAUUAUUUGCAAACAAAAGAUAAAAAUAAAACUUUUGUGUGGACACGAACCUUUUAUUCCUUGCUGCAAAGGAGACAUGAUGAGCAUUAGGCGUUGUCCUGUUCCGUGUGACAGAUUAUUUCAGUGCGGUCACUUGUGCGGCGGAACUUGCGGAAGUUGUUUGCAGGGUCGGCUUCACAUACCAUGCACGAAACGCUCAAAACGGACAUUGUGGUGUGGUCACUCGACUGAAUCAAAGUGUUGCACGGAAUUUCUUGUAUGUAGAGAAGAAUGUAAAAUAAGAUGCUCUCAUAGCAGAUCCAAAAAAGAAUGUUGGUAUUCAUACAGCCCAUGCGCACAACAAUGCCAAUGGGAAUGUCCUCAUUAUAAAUGCAGUAAGCUAUGUGGUGAACCAUGUGACCGCCCGCGGUGCAACGAACCGUGUACAAAAAUACUGAGAUGUAAACACAAAUGUUGCGGUGUAUGUGGAGAAGCUUGUCCAGAUAUUUGCUCUAUAUGUGAUGGGAGAAAGUUUCUUGAAAUAAUAGCUGAAAACGGAGAAAAUGUCAAUUCUCAACUGAUUCAACUGGAAGACUGUGGUCACAUUUUUUCUUGCGAGGCACUCGAUAAAUGGAUGGAUUGUCCAGAGGUUGGUUCAGAGCUAAAGCACAAAAUGUGUCCAAAAUGUAACAAGCGCAUAUUAUGGAAUUCAAGAUAUGGAAAUAUCAUUAAAAAUAUAUCAAGUGACAUGAGUAUAGUGAAGCAAGAAAUGAUCGAAUUUAACAAAUUAUUUUCACAUCUGAGGCAAGAAUUACAUGAUAUGUUUGAGACGAAGUUGAAUGUUGUGGGAUCAAUGGUAGAGAAAGGCUUCUUUGAUACAGAUGACUUUGCGCAUAUUUGCAAAUUCAAGGAGAAUAUUUUCGAACAUUGCUAUUCGAAAAUUCGCCUCUACGAACGAAGAGUCCAUAACCUAGAAAUCGUGGCCAAUAUUGUAGGAUCUUUGCCUGAAAAUCUCUCUAUACCUGGGAAAUCAUCUGUCGUUGUUUUAAAAGAUCUCAAGGAAGAUAUCAAAGAUCUGAUCAACUGGCUAAUGUUGCCCCGAGAAAUGUGGACGUAUAGUGAAUAUAAAGAUUUUAUACGCGAGACAUCGAGAAUUAGACAUUGUGGAUGUUUCCUCAAACUCUGUGAAAAAGUUCAUGAAGGAUUUAAAAGUCGACCAGAGUCUUUCCGGAAAGCCUUUGUUGAAGUAAAAAAACAACUUCUCGGCGACCCAUCAGGAUCGUACAAACUGUACGAUAAAGAUGUUGUUGAAGAUAUUCUGAUAAAAGAACUUUUGCCCCAUGUGGAGGGAGUCUCUCUGACAAAAUAUGAUGAAAAAGAAUUUUUUUGUCAGAGGCAGGCACCAAACAUAUUUGAGAGAAGGAUAAAGUGCCACAACGGCCACAUCUACUGCUCUUCUGCAGGAAAUUGUACAUAUUGCAUGUUUUUAUCCACGUAACUCGAAGAUAUAAACAAAAUACUAUUUUUUAAAAAUUUUGAUUGUGUAAAUUAACAUUAUUAUUGUCGAAUCAGAUGUAGACAUAUCUGAAAGAUUUUAUAUCAUGAGGACAUAGUACCUUCGAGAUCAUUCUUGAAUUUACGAUGGUGUUUGGCUAGUUGACACUCUGGCUAUUACACCGUAUGGAAUCUAUUCACAAAUAAAAACAACAAUUCAAGUUGGCAA
Styela clava is the source of this 3090-nucleotide messenger RNA. RefSeq names its product NFX1-type zinc finger-containing protein 1-like. Gene Ontology annotation, cellular component: nuclear RNA-directed RNA polymerase complex; nucleus. NCBI's taxonomy places the organism in Eukaryota, Metazoa, Chordata, Ascidiacea, Stolidobranchia, Styelidae. The record is from RefSeq and is a predicted model, not a curated record. Gene Ontology annotation, molecular function: zinc ion binding; helicase activity. Gene Ontology annotation, biological process: regulatory ncRNA-mediated heterochromatin formation.